This is a messenger RNA of Gymnodraco acuticeps, 1476 nucleotides long. RefSeq names its product P2Y purinoceptor 14-like. The record is from RefSeq and is a predicted model, not a curated record. The coding region runs from base 87 to 1178 and encodes 363 amino acids. Gene Ontology annotation, cellular component: membrane. Gene Ontology annotation, biological process: G protein-coupled receptor signaling pathway. The transcript has 3 exons. NCBI's taxonomy places the organism in Eukaryota, Metazoa, Chordata, Actinopteri, Perciformes, Bathydraconidae. Gene Ontology annotation, molecular function: G protein-coupled purinergic nucleotide receptor activity.
UCUCACUUCAUGAGAGAUCAUCAUCUGAAUGAUCUGUCAUCUGUAUCGGAAACCUACCUGAGUGGAAACCAGAGUGUGUGUAUGUGAUGGAUCACCAGAACACCAGCCACGUCCCUACUAACCAAUCAGAUUAUAGCAGCAUCUUCCCGCGGCAGUGCUGUGGUGGUGUGGUGCUGCCGUCGCUAUACAUUCUCACCUUCGUGGUGGGCCUGGCCCUAAACGGCGUUGCCGCCUGCAUCUUCUUCCGGGUGCCGAGCGACUCAGGGCUGGUGGUGUACCUGAAGAACAUGGUGGUGGCUGACCUCCUCAUGCUCUUCACCUUCCCUUUCAAGAUCGCGGCAGACCUGGGGUUGGGGGGCUGGCAAAUGUAUGUGGUCACCUGUCGCUAUACCGCCGUGCUCUUCUACUGCUCAAUGUAUGUGGGCAUGGUCUUCAUGGGCUUAAUCAGCCUUGAGCGCUACGUGAAAAUCGUCAGACACACCUCCUCCACCACCUCCAGCAGGUCGAGGUGGUGCAGGGUCUCAAUGCUGCUCCUCCUGCAGAGAGUGGGCUUUGCGCAGGGGCUGGCGCUCUUCACGUGGAGCUUCCUGUUCCUCUGCUUGCUGCCCAACGUGGUGCUCACCAGCAAGCCGGCUAAGGAGACACACUUGCGACUCUGCGUGGAGCUGAAGACGUUGCUGGGCCAGCAGUGGCACGAUUUCUCCGUCUUUUUCAACAACGCCCUCUUCUGGCUGACGCUGUCUCUGCUCUUCUUCUGCUACACCUCCAUCGCCUGCCAUCUGUACCGUUCCUACCGCCGCAUGCGCCGCGACGAGAGUGACAUCUGCCGGAAAUCGAAGCGCAGCAUCUUCAGCAUCCUGAUAGUGUUUUUCGUGUGCUUCGUGCCGCACCAUGUGGUGCUCUUACUGUACACGCUGUGUGAGAAUUGCAAGGGCUUCCUGAUGGUACAGCUAAAGGAGGCCACGCUCUUCCUCUCCGCCAUCAACGUCUGCCUCGACCCCGUCAUCUACUUCCUCAUGUGCCGCACCUUCAGGGAGUCCCUGAUCAGGAAACUUUCAGGGAGAAGGGGGAGGAGAGAGAGGUGGGAGGGGUCACAUACCACCGGUCAGUCUGUCACAUAUUUAGGAGGGGGACAGGAGGUGAGGAAAGGAGGGGAGGAGACAAACGAAGGAGGCUAAAGAGGAGAGGAAAUCAAAAAAUAUAUUUGGGACAGCAAGAGCAGAGAGGAGAGGAAAUGAGAAAAGGGGAAAGGGGGGAGACCAGGCAGAGUCACUAACAGGCACGUGCACAGAUAGACCCCAAAGAGGGCUUGAGCACCUGCCCUUUUGCCCUAUUUAAAGAAAGGACAUUUUUGUCAAAUGUAAGUUCCAAUGUAUUUUUUUGUUACGCUCGUGAACUGUUAGCGCCGUGUUAUGCAUGCCCACUGCACUUUGCGGGAGCGCUCACAGCGUAAAGCCAAAACUCACAGACAUUUCA